AUGCUCGCUGCUGCUCUCGCGACGCUAUCCAUCAUCGCUGCCCUCGUCAUCGCCACCACCGCUGCUGUGCCGCUGCUCCUGGUGCUUCGCUCGGCCUGUCGAUUUAACGACACCUCUUUGUUCUCGGAAUCGGCUCUCGAGAGUUUUAUCGCGUCGUCUGGGCGAAUUACACCACCGCGGCCCUUUACAGUUCUGAACUACAACGAGACGUGUGGUACAGGAUGGCAGCAGCACGUUGCGACAGCUGGUUUAAAGGUAGCAGUUCAAGGUGGGGUUGUGGUAAGUGCAGGAUGGGGCGGCGCCGCCUUGUGUGGUGCGCUGUCCAUGGUGAGUCGUGCGCCACCCUCCUGCGCUGAACCUCACGCGCGGGCUGCUGCGCUGGCUGCACUUGCCCUUCGCCUGCGUUGGCGGAGUGCUACAUUGCUGGCGCAUAGGCACCAACAAUCGGAUCUUUGCAAAUCUAUACUGACAGCAGUGGAACGAGCCCUUCUUGAUAUAGGCUUACAACUGCGCCAAAGAGAUAUUCAAUCUAAAUAUAAUGAGCAAACAUACAUUUCUAUUAUCUGCGAUGAUCAAAACUAUGAUCAACAGAACAAAAAGUAUGGAGUUCACCCCUUGUUAAUAGUACGGCGACCGUUUGUUUCGACCAUUAUGCCUUCUGCGAGACAUCGAUCUUUUGCGUACGUUUAUGAUAGUUUAAAAUUACAAAAUGAUUUAACUAACAAUACAGAAACGAAAAUAAGAUCAAGAUCUACUCGCAAUGAUUCAGAGCGACAGUUAGAAUGGGCCGAAAUUUUUCCAUAUUAUAAUAUAAAUUCUACAAGAUCUCCAGCUUCGAUGGCUUCAGUUGACAUAGAUAAAAUUAAACAAAAUACGAAAUUUAUAGAACUCGACCCCGUGGAUUAUCUUAACAGCCUGCUAUUCAUUGAACACGCUCCGAUCGACGCGUAUAACCACUUACUUAGAGCACCGUAUAACAAUACCGAAGCCAUCAUGUACUCUUUUGAUUUAUACGAGAGUAAAAUGUUCGAGGGAUCAGCUUCCUGGGAGCUGGUUACAACUUCGUUAACAGAGACCACCCAAUCGGCAGAUGACAGUUGGCACACGGACGUGAGGUGGGAAGGGGGUAGUGAAUUCGAGGCGUGGUGUAUAGAUCACGCAGAAGUGAAUCAAGAGAUUGGAGAAGAGCGUAUGCCAGGAGAGGCAGUCUGCGCGGUUGGAGCAGCGGGUGCGGCAGGUGCAGCCCUAGCCGCAGUUAUGGUUACUGUAGUUGUUCUGCGGCGUGCAAUCAGUUGGCGGCAUGGCGUGCGAAGGCGUCCACGUACUGCUGUCGUGCUAGCGCCGGUGGACUUCGAGUUCCCGGCUGACGAGCAGCGGCGCUUGGGUGAGGGGAUGGAAAGUGUGUUAAGCUGGUUGCAACAACUACACGAUCUGCCCGACCAGCCUGACUUACUGAAGCGACCGCUCGCUCCCUCGGCACCGUCAUCAGUGUGUAGUGUUUCGAGGCUGUCGCCCGAUGGAAGGAUUCGGUACAAAGGGGAUCCGGUUCAUAUGAAGUACCUGCCUGUGGCUACAUUAGACCUUAAACGAAAGGCUAUCGAUGUUUUACUUGUUAUGCAAAGCUUGCGACAUGAAAAUCUCAAUAUUUUUAUUGGGUGUGUCUGUGUUGCACGACCUGCAUUGGUGUACGGUGCGGGAGCACGCGGCUCCCUUCAAGCAGUAUUGCAGGCGGAUGAGCUGCGGCUAGAUUGGACAUUUCGGCUGUCACUGCUGACGGACCUGGUUAGAGGAAUGCGCUAUCUACACGCGUCACCACUGCGCGCCCAUGGCUGCCUUACGUCACGUGCCUGUCUUGUCGAUGCGCGGUGGGUGCUGCGAGUGUCAGACUAUGGUGUCGCACAGCUAGGGCAUGCUCAGGCGAUGCCCAUAGGUCUACGCUGCCCCCGCGACUUGCUAUGGAGUGCGCCUGAGGUGCUUCGAGUUGGCGAUGUAAUGCCCCCAACUCAGUCAGCAGACGUGUUCUCCUUUUCUAUUAUCAUGCAAGAAGUCAUUGUUCGAGGGGAACCCUACUGUAUGCUCAGCUUUACGCCUGAAGAAAUAGUGGAGAAACUGUGUCGUCCACCGCCAUUAAUCCGACCGUCAGUGUCUAUUGGUGCAGCGCCGCCUGAAGCGGUCAGUAUUAUGCGUCAGUGCUGGAGCGAGCAACCUGAACAUCGCCCUGACUUUGACCGUCUUCACGAGGUUUUUCGCCAAUUGCACAGUGGACGAAAAGUUAACAUCAUGGAUUCAAUGUUUGAAAUGUUAGAAAAAUAUAGCAAUAAUUUAGAAGAACUGAUAAAGGAACGAACAGAACAGUUGGACAUCGAGAAGAAAAAAACGGAACAGUUGCUAAACAGAAUGCUUCCCAGGACCGUGGCAGAGCGGUUACUGCUAGGACUGCGCGUGGAACCCGAAAUGUUCGAAGAGGUGUCAAUUUACUUCAGCGAUAUCGUGGGUUUCACUUCUAUUGCUGCGAAAGCAACGCCCGUGCAAGUUGUCGACCUCCUUAAUGACUUAUAUACUACUUUUGACGCAGCCAUCGAACAAUACGCUGUAUACAAGGUGGAGACAAUUGGUGAUGCGUAUAUGGUAGUCGGCGGUCUGCCAAUACGUAGUACGGACCAUGCUCAGGCAGUUGCUACUAUGGCGUUACAUUUGCUGCACUUAGCUGGUCGGUUCCGUAUAAGGCAUUCGCCAUCCACCCCGCUGCAUCUGCGAAUUGGAUUGCACACUGGACCCUGCUGUGCUGGCGUAGUGGGACUUACGAUGCCGCGAUACUGUUUGUUUGGAGAUACCGUCAAUACGGCUUCUCGUAUGGAGUCAACGGGAGCGGCAUGGCGAGUGCAGGUAUCCACUGCGACUGCAGAAAGAUUAGCGGCGGCAGGCGGAUUUCGUUUGCGCUCGCGUGGCCUCACGCAGAUCAAGGGAAAGGGUGCUAUGCACACCUACUGGCUACUGGGCAAGGAGGGCUUUGACAAGCCACUUCCCACGCCCCCUCCACUAGAGUCUGAAGAGGUACUGUUCGAAACAGACGGGGAGAAUGACAGUGAAUCGUCUGAUAUCACCAACGUUGUGGAUCUCGGCCGAACGCUCACAGCCCCCCAGCAGACAGUAGAGCGCCAGAGCUCUGACCCCUGCGCCCAAUUCCUCGGUGAGGGGAGCCAAGGUGGUCUGUCUGCGGAGAGCAGCCCAUGCUUACGUUCAGUGGUAGAUGGGGUGCGGGGUAGCGCCACACUUGGAAGAAGUAUGGCAAUAAGCGGACGAAACGGCGCAGGAGCAGCGCGCUUUCGCUAUCUACGUUCCUCCCUUUCCAGCUGCUCAGUGGCGGGAUCGCUAGAAGCGCCAGCACCGCGCGUUUUGCGGCGGCAAUGGUCGCUGGAGCGUGGGGAUUCUCUAGCGGCGGCGGCAGCGGGCCCAGAUAGCGGAACCAUGGCGCUAGAGCCGCUGGCGUUGAGAGCUCCCCCCCCACGUCCAGCGCCUCCACGCUAUAGAACCCGCGCCGACACCGAGCGCUGA
Molecule: messenger RNA, 3555 nt
Organism: Pieris macdunnoughi
Lineage: Eukaryota; Metazoa; Arthropoda; Insecta; Lepidoptera; Pieridae
Source: the annotation of a GenBank genome assembly